AUGGGCGGCGGCGGUAUGGGCGGCGGCGGAAUGGGCGGCGGCGGUAUAGGCGGCGGCGGAAUGGGUGGCGGCGGAAUGGGCGGCGGCGUAAUGGGCGGCGGAGGCAUGGGCGGCGGCGGAAUGGGCGGAGGCGGCAUGGGUGGCGGUGGAAUGGGCGGCGACGGCAUGGGCGGCGGCGGAAUGGGCGGCGGCAUGGGCGGACCCGGUUCCUCUGCUCCUGGAUCGCAAUCAGCCAUGGGUCCUGGGGGGAACAUGGGCGGCGGCGGAAUGGGCGGCGGCGGCGGCAUGGGUGGCGGCGCAACGGGCGGCGGCAGAAUGGGCGGCGGCGGCAUGGGCGGCGGCGAAAUGGGCGGUGGCGGAAUGGGCGGCGGCGGAAUGGGCGGUGGCGGAAUGGGCGGCGGCGGGAUGGGUGGCGGUGGAAUUGGCGGCGGCGGAAUGGGCGGCGGCAUGGGCGGACCCGGUUCCUCUGCUCCCGGAUCGCAAUCAGCCAUGGGUCCAGGGGGGAACAUGGGCGGCGGCGGAAUGGGAGGCGGCGGCAUGGGUGGCGGAGGCAUGGUCGGAGGCGCAUGGCCGCAGCAGCACUUCCAACGGAGUGCUGCCAGCAGUGCUGCUUCGUCCAAGCUCCUCCUGACCGCCACACUCAUCAAGCCAUCACAAUGCUGCUCAUUCCAUGCACCAUAG
Molecule: messenger RNA, 681 nt
Organism: Closterium sp. Naga37s-1
Lineage: Eukaryota; Viridiplantae; Streptophyta; Zygnematophyceae; Desmidiales; Closteriaceae
Source: the annotation of a GenBank genome assembly